CGAAUGAACUGCACGUUCUUAGUGUUUGCAAAACAACAGUAUUGUGUUGUGUUCAGGUUUCUUUCAUUAAACAGCCUUAGCUCUAGGGAAGACGGUGAACAUGGGAAAUUCUGCAUCUGUCAAAAUGAACGACAAACGGCGCUGGCAGAGCGAAUCCGCAAUGAGUCCAGCGCCCCCCGCUCACUGUAACAAAACUGGCGUUCCGUUCUCGGCAGUCAAGCAGUCGCAAGCGACAAGCGGACGGAAGUGUACGUAUAGCGAAAUGGAACGUGAUCGUAUCGGAUUAUGGGGCUCCGGGGACGGACAGCCCACCAGCGGCCUCUCCGGCCUCGACCACCUCAAGCACCCCGGCCUCAACAAGGGUAUGGCUUUUACCAUCGAAGAGCGUCAGCUCUUGGGCAUCCACGGGUUGUUACCACCACGAGUCAAGACGCAAGAGGAGCAGGUUGAACUAUGCAAGCUCUCGAUCGACAGAUACGAAAAUCCACUUAACAAGUACAUCUAUCUUAUGGGGCUCUUGGACCGUAAUGAGCACCUGUUCUACCGUUUCGUCGCGGAUAACGUGGCUGAAAUGAUGCCGAUUGUGUACACUCCGACGGUUGGCCUGGCCUGUCAGAAGUUCGGCCUCGUGUACCGCCGACCAAGGGGCCUCUUCAUCACGAUCCACGAUAAGGGACAUGUAUACGAUGUUCUUAAGAACUGGCCGGAGACGGACGUCCGCGCCAUUGUUGUAACCGACGGAGAACGUAUUUUGGGCCUGGGCGAUUUGGGCGCGUGCGGGAUGGGCAUCCCUGUGGGCAAACUCGCGCUCUACACCGCGCUCGGAGGCAUCAAGCCUCAUCAGUGUCUGCCCAUCACUAUCGACGUGGGUACGAACACCCAGUCGAUGCUGGACGACCCGCUGUACAUCGGGCUCCGGCAGCGGCGCGUGCGCGGCUCCGACUACGACGAGCUGCUCGACGAGUUCAUGCGCGCCGUCGUGCGCCGCUACGGGCAGAACUGUCUCGUGCAGUUCGAGGACUUCGGGAACGCCAACGCUUUUAGACUCCUCGAGAAGUACAGGAACAAGUACUGCACUUUCAACGACGACAUCCAGGGGACGGCGGCCGUGGCGGUGGCCGGACUACUCGCCAGUCUCAGACUCACACAGAAGAGGCUGUCUGACAACGUCAUCGUCUUCCAGGGAGCCGGAGAGGCCGCUUUGGGUAUCGCGGAAUUGUGCGUUAUGGCUAUGAAGGGCGAGGGCACACCGGAGCAGGAGGCGAGGUGCCGCAUCUGGAUGGUGGACUCGAAGGGCCUCAUCGUCAAGAACAGACCGGAGGGAGGACUUAACGUUCACAAGGAGAGAUUCGCUCAGGACCACGCGCCCGUCAGGACCUUGGCUGAAGUUGUGGAGGUGGCCAGACCGUCGGUGCUUAUUGGAGCGGCCGCCAUCGGUGGUGCUUUCACCCCUGAGAUAUUGAGAAAGAUGGCAAACUUCAACGAGAAGCCAGUCAUCUUCGCCCUCUCCAACCCCACCAGCAAGGCGGAAUGUACCGCUGAAGAAGCUUAUAGUAACACCGACGACCGUGCUAUAUUCGCGUCGGGAUCACCGUUCCCGGAGUACCGCAGUAAGUCGGGCGCGUUGUUCCGCCCGGGACAAGGCAACAACUCGUACAUCUUCCCGGGACUCGCGCUCGGCAUCAUCUGCGCCGGAAUACUGGACAUCUCGGACGACUUCAUGCUACUCGCCGCCGAGGCUUUAGCGGAAAUCGUGUCGGAUGAUGAUCUCGCAUACGGAAGCUUGUAUCCGCCUCUGCACAUGAUAAAGGAUUGUUCCGUUAAGAUCGCGAAGAAGAUUGUCGAACACGCCUACAAUACAGGCAAGGCGUCGGUGCAGCCGCAGCCGCUCGACACGGAGGAGUUCAUCCGCGCGCAGAUGUACAGCGUCGAGUACGGCGCCGCGCUGCCGCCCGCCUACCCGUGGCCGGACAACCAGCCGCGGGUCGCGAUCAUCUAACCACCGCACACGACGACCCACAACCGACUCGUUUCAAAGGCCACUUUAAGAACCGUGUGCUUGGUGCGAGUUAACGUUCUCGAUAACGUAAAAGUUAACGAAACUUUGUAUGCAGUUGGAACAGCGCCCCUAGCGGCAAACGUAGGAAAACGAUACCAUUCCAUACAAAUACGAGCUAACUUUUACGCUAUCGAGAACGUUAACUCUAAGCACACAGCUAACAACGUAACCUUCCUCGUCUACGUCCCUUUGUACUAGUGACACGAGCUUAAUGUUUCAACUUUACUAAUUAAUGUAUGAUUACGGCAGUUAACUUUGUAUCAACAUAAGUUGAUACAAAGUUAAAGUUGUCAACUGAUUGUGUCCACAGCCGACAUAUUGUAGUUAGAUGACUAGUAUUUUAGACGUUGAAUUACUGUAUCGUUACGCUGCCCCGAAAUACUAGCCUCGUGUAAACUAGCCAUUAUCGGUCUCAGCGAUGGUUAUGCCCAAAAAUUGCUAAAGUUCCGUGGCAUUGACUGAUUUUGUCUAAAAAAAGAUUAAGUUGCCUUUGAAACCAAUUUAACUUCUUAACUUUAAAUAUCAAUUCAUUGUUUUUCUAAAAUAUGAAAUAAAAUAUAAUUGUGAAUUUGAUUACAUUUGAAGUUGAAUUUAAUGCAUAAAUUCUGUAAACGGUUACCAGAAAAGAAUUUGUUUUUCAACUUUGAAAUUGAUUGUUUCUUUAUUAAAUUUGACUUUGCAAAUUAAAAUGAGAACCUCAUAAAGAUCUAAAGUAUACGGAUUAAGGGAACCAUUACAAAUUUAUAUUUUAUUGUAGAAUUUUAACAUUCAACAAAAAAAAAACAUGGGAUUAACAUCAAUAAUGCGCAAAGAACAAAGUGUACUAACUAAUACAUUAUUUAUUUAAUUUAUAUUUGUUCUAAGAAUCAUUCCAAAACAACGAAAUGAAUGUGACAAUUGAUUGUAAUUAAAGACCAAUAAAUAACCAGCUAAACUGGCUCUCUUUCGUAUCUAUGCAAUUAGAGAUAAUAUUUACAAUUAAGCUGUUACAAUUUGUUCAGGUUCCUUUUGUGAUUUAGAAUAUAAUGUUGUAUUUAUGUUUGAAGUAAAUAAAAAAAUCUUAAAAUA
Bombyx mandarina (wild silkworm) is the source of this 3127-nucleotide messenger RNA. RefSeq names its product NADP-dependent malic enzyme. Gene Ontology annotation, molecular function: malate dehydrogenase (decarboxylating) (NADP+) activity; NAD binding. The record is from RefSeq and is a predicted model, not a curated record. Gene Ontology annotation, cellular component: mitochondrion. Lineage: Eukaryota; Metazoa; Arthropoda; Insecta; Lepidoptera; Bombycidae. Gene Ontology annotation, biological process: malate metabolic process; pyruvate metabolic process.